UAAUUACAAAUCUUUCAUUUGUAAUUUACCAAAACAGUGAAAACAAACAACCCUUCCCCCGCCGCUCAAUACAAACCCUCCCUUGGCUACUCUAGGGACCAGAGGCAUCGCCAUCGCUAAGGAGCUGGUUAGGAAUGUCGGCUCUCCGACCCUAGCCCAGACUUACUGAAUCAGAAUGAGCAUUCACCACGACCACCAGGUAACUUCAUGCAUUUUACAGUUUCAGAACCCCUGCUAUAGCCUGCUAUACUUCAGCGCCAAUAUUUUGCUGAAAAGAAUUCCUAGCUGGAGCCGUGGCUCCCGGAGUCUUUCACCAGAUGGCAGCAGCCCACUCCUCCCUAUGGCACUCCCAUUGUUCCAGGCAGGAUUCAGCCGCAGGCAUCUCCGGAAGACUAGGGGCCGACGGGGCGGUGGCGGGGUCGUACCCUGUGGGAGGGAUCGGGUCUGCCCAAUGGGUUCUCUCGGGCGGGGGGCGGGGCUCUGUUUCAGCAACUCGACCGGCCUUAGUCUCCUUCCGAAUUCUGAGCUCAGUAUGUGGCGCCUACCCCGCGCGCUGUGUGUGCACGCUGCAAAGACCAGCAAGCUCCCCGGACCUUGGAGCAGGCCUGCCGCCUUCAUGUCCACUCUCCUCAUCAAUCAACCCCAGUAUGCGUGGCUGAAAGAGCUGGGGCUCCGCGAGGAAAACGAGGGCGUGUAUAAUGGAAGCUGGGGAGGCCGGGGAGAGGUUAUUACGACCUAUUGCCCUGCUAACAAUGAGCCAAUAGCAAGAGUCCGACAGGCCAGUGUGGCAGACUAUGAAGAAACUGUAAAGAAAGCAAAAGAAGCAUGGAAAAUCUGGGCAGAUAUUCCUGCUCCAAAACGAGGAGAAAUUGUAAGACAGAUUGGCGAUGCCUUGCGGGAGAAGAUCCAAGUACUAGGAAGCUUGGUUUUUUUUGAGACGGGGUCUCGCUCUGUCGCCCAGGCUGGAAUGCAGGCACCCAUCAUCUCCAGAAAGUGUCCUUGUCUCCCAGCAUGUUGCAUCCUUUUCCUGUUCUCAGGACCUGGCCAUGCGCUGAUUGAGCAGUGGAAUCCUGUAGGCCUGGUUGGAAUCAUCACGGCAUUCAAUUUCCCUGUGGCAGUGUAUGGCUGGAACAAUGCCAUUGCCAUGAUCUGUGGAAAUGUCUGCCUCUGGAAAGGAGCUCCAACCACUUCCCUCAUUAGUGUGGCUGUCACAAAGAUAAUAGCCAAGGUUCUGGAGGACAACAAGCUGCCUGGUGCGAUUUGUUCCUUGACUUGUGGUGGAGCAGAUAUUGGCACAGCAAUGGCCAAAGAUGAACGAGUGAACCUGCUGUCCUUCACUGGGAGCACUCAGGUGGGAAAACAGGUGGCCCUGAUGGUGCAGGAGAGGUUUGGGAGAAGUUUGUUGGAACUUGGAGGAAACAAUGCCAUUAUUGCCUUUGAAGAUGCAGACCUCAGCUUAGUUGUUCCAUCAGCUCUCUUCGCUGCGGUGGGAACUGCUGGCCAGAGGUGUACCACUGCGAGGCGACUGUUUGUACAUGAAAGUAUCCAUGAUGAGGUUGUAAACAGACUUAAAAAGGCCUAUGCACAGAUCCGAGUUGGGAACCCAUGGGACUCUAAUGUUCUCUAUGGGCCACUCCACACCAAGCAGGCAGUGAGCAUGUUUCUUGGAGCAGUGGAAGAAGCAAAGAAAGAAGGUGGCACAGUGGUCUAUGGGGGCAAGGUUAUGGAUCGCCCUGGAAAUUAUGUAGAACCGACAAUUGUGACAGGUCUUGCCCACGAUGCGUCCAUUGCACACACAGAGACUUUUGCCCCGAUUCUCUAUGUCUUUAAAUUCAAGAAUGAAGAAGAGGUCUUUGCAUGGAAUAAUGAAGUAAAACAGGGACUUUCAAGUAGCAUCUUUACCAAAGAUCUGGGCAGAAUCUUCCGCUGGCUUGGACCUAAAGGAUCAGACUGUGGCAUUGUAAAUGUCAACAUUCCAACAAGUGGGGCUGAGAUUGGAGGUGCCUUUGGAGGAGAAAAGCACACUGGUGGUGGCAGGGAGUCUGGCAGUGAUGCCUGGAAACAUUACAUGAGAAGGUCUACUUGGGUGGGAAUCUGUUAA
Mandrillus leucophaeus (drill) is the source of this 2101-nucleotide messenger RNA. It is a transcript of the gene ALDH7A1, whose product is annotated as aldehyde dehydrogenase 7 family, member A1. NCBI's taxonomy places the organism in Eukaryota, Metazoa, Chordata, Mammalia, Primates, Cercopithecidae. Bases 176 to 2101 code for a protein of 641 amino acids. The transcript is spliced from 19 exons. The record is from RefSeq and is a predicted model, not a curated record. Gene Ontology annotation, molecular function: aldehyde dehydrogenase (NAD+) activity.